CGCCACGGGCAGGGCCCCUCUGCUCCUUGGCCAGGGGGCCGCGGUUGGGCUGUGGCUGCCUGCUGGCACCGCUGGGCCUGCACUGCCCCUUCCCCUCCACGGCCUCCGGCCCUGCCCCUCAGCUGGCACGGCCGGCACACAGCAGCCCCUGGGACAGCCCCAGGGGGACCUAGCCCUGCAAGGCGCUCACUGCUUUUACUCUCUCCACUCCAGCAUGCGUGCUCUGUGGCCGAGUGGAUGAGGACUCGAGCAUCCUUGGGCACAAACAUGAGGAUAAUGGGUUCUACUUCCAUACUUUCUGUGUGGUGAGUUCCCUUGUGGUUCCUGCCUGCUUCCUCCAAGGAAUGGUUCCGUCUUUUCGGCCCGUAACAAGGUCAUGCUCUUUCUUGUUGUACAGAUAUUUUCCACUGGUCUUUGUCAACCAGGGAAAGAUAACACAAAUGUGUGUUCUUUCAAAGAAGACCUGAUACGCACAGUGAGGCAGGCAGAGCAGACGCUCUGCUUCGUCUGUGGCAAUUUCGGGGCCACAAUCACCUGCGCAGAGGCGGGCUGUGACCGCAGCUUCCAUCUCCCCUGCGCCUCGGAGGGUGACUGCAUCACCCAAUACUUUGGAGAGUUCGGGUCCUUCUGCUGGGUACAUCGUCCGCAUCAGGCAGUGGAGGCAGCGCCGGCGCAGGACACGACCUGCAUCAUCUGCAUGGAGUCCGUGGGUGACUGCAGGUCGUACAGCACCAUGGUGUGCCCAUCCUGCCAACACGCCUGGUUCCACAGGGCCUGCAUCCAGGUAGGAGCCCUCCCCUUCCCUCAUCCCGUGGGCACCGCAGGCGCUCAGCAGCACCAGGCCCGGCUCACGCUCACCCUGCUCGUGUUUCUGCUGCAGGAACAGGCCCUGCGUGCCGGCAUCUAUUGCUUCCAGUGCCCCCUCUGCAGAGACAGGGACUGGUUUAUUCCAGACAUGGUCACUAUGGGGAUCCGAAUCCCAUUCAGAAAACCAACGUGGGAGGACAGUGAUAGCUAUGCAUCCCUGGGAGUUCGGCACCGGCACUGUGAUGCCAGCAACUGCCUUUACCCACAUGGCAGGGAGCAGGCAGAGAGAGAAGGGUGAGUUACCUCAGCAGCCCUCUGGGGCUCUGCGUGGGAUCGCAGCCUCACCACAGGCUGGGGCAGCACAGACUGAGCACCAGAGCUGUGCCGGGCA
Molecule: messenger RNA, 1198 nt
Organism: Gallus gallus (chicken)
Lineage: Eukaryota; Metazoa; Chordata; Aves; Galliformes; Phasianidae
Product: PHD finger protein 7-like
Exons: 4
Coding region: 377-1105 (242 amino acids)
Cellular component (GO): nucleus
Source: RefSeq, a predicted model, not a curated record